Messenger RNA from Limulus polyphemus (Atlantic horseshoe crab), 5945 nucleotides. RefSeq names its product ectonucleotide pyrophosphatase/phosphodiesterase family member 5-like. Bases 131 to 1597 code for a protein of 488 amino acids. The record is from RefSeq and is a predicted model, not a curated record. The transcript is spliced from 5 exons. Lineage: Eukaryota; Metazoa; Arthropoda; Merostomata; Xiphosura; Limulidae.
AGUUAGACGUAUAGAGUCUUAAGUGAAAAGCGUCUAUUGAUAAAAACUGGAAACACUAGUAUGGUAAUUGAAUUUACUUGUGUAAUGAGUUUGCUUUUGAUAGCUGCGUUGGUUGUUUAAUUUUGUCAGUAUGUUAGAAAUAGAAGUGUAUUCUCGAACAUUUUACUUAUUUUGUAUUUUAUAUUUUUGUGCGGUCUGUAGUGGUCUGUCACCCUUUCCAAAACUUCUAGUUGUUUCAACGGAUGGUUUUCGACAUGAUUAUUUACAUCAUGUUCCAACUCCAAAUUUGCAUCUUUUAAUGAAGGAAGGGGUUCAUGCCCCUUGGAUGAAAAAUGUUUUUGUUACCAAAACAUUACCAAAUCACUUUUCCAUAAUGACAGGAUUGUAUGCAGAGUCACAUGGAAUAGUUGGAAAUGAGAUGUUCGAUCCUGUCCUGAAUAAAUCGUUUUCGGGUGAGAAUACUCCAGAGUGGUGGGAUAAUGGACAUGUCAUGCCAAUUUUGUUGGCAAAUCAGCUUGAAGAUGGUUCUCGUGUUAGUGGAGAAAUGAUGUGGCCAGGAGGUGAUUCACUGAUUCGCAACAUGAAACCUUUUUAUAAUGCUGCUUUUAAUGCAAGUGUCUCCUUCAAAGAACGAGUUGAUAUUGUGAUAUCGUGGCUGAUUAAUGAAAAGUUUCCUGCUAAUUGCAUCUUUCUGUAUUUUCAAGAACCUGAUCAUACUGGCCAUAUAUUUGGACCUAACUCUCCUGAAAUCAGAGAGAAGAUAAAGCUUGUGGACAGUACCAUUGGCUAUUUGAUAAAAAAACUUAAAGAAGCUCAGUUAUAUGAAUUACUUAAUCUUAUAAUAUUAAGUGACCAUGGAAUGACUGAAGUAGCUGAUGGGAAUUUAAUAGAAAUGGAUUCAAUUUUAGAUCCAUCCUUGUACCAUGUAUCUAGUGGAAGCCCUGUUUGGAACAUACGGCCAGUUGAUGCUGGAAAAUUGGACAAUAUUUAUAAUACCUUGAAAAAAGCGUCAAAGACCAAUCAUUUCAAAGUUUACAAGAAAGAAGAAAUUCCAGAUGGGUACCACUACAAAAAUAAUCGUCGUAUAAUGCCAAUUUUGGUGGAAGCUGAUGAAGGAUGGUUACUUAUGCAUAAUCGAAGUAAAUUUACAGGCAAAAAAGGAAGCCAUGGGUAUAACAAUAGUCUUCGAUCCAUGCAUCCUUUAUUUAUUGCUCGUGGUCCAGCUUUCAAAGUCAACUUUACAGUAAAACCUUUUAACAAUGUUGACCUCUAUCCCUUGAUGUGCCACCUUCUAGACAUCCACAUUUGGCCUAGCAAUGGAUCUUUAGAAAAUGUCUUGCCUAUGCUAGAUAUCCGUUAUGACAAACCAGUGUGUUUCAGUUAUUUUAAUCCCUUUGUUAUAGGUAUCUUAGCCAUUCUGGUUAUCAGUGUAUCUGGAAUUUUAAUUGGUGCUGCUGUUCUUACUCUCUCUAAAAGAAAUAAAGUAACAACUGUGGAUGUUAAUCUUGAAACAGUCCUACCAAAAUCAAAGGAAGGAUUAUCUUCUAAGGAUGAGCUCAAACAACUUCUCAUGGAAGGCUCUGAAGAUGAAAUGUAGCACUGGAUAGCAAACAGAAUGAUACCAACUGUUAAAUAAACAACUAGAAAUAUAUAUAUGCUAUAAAGUGCUUAUAAACUUAGUGUACACAUGCUUUUUGAAAAGGGAAAUGCAUGUAAUUUCUGAGACUAACUAACUUAUCUUUUGAAACAUCAAAUAUUAUAAAUAUAUUUUAUACCACCUGUAUUUCUCUUGAUUUGAAUGUCAGUGCAUUUUAACAAAUAUAUGUAGAUGAUGUGCAAAGUAAGGUAUAAAUAGCAUUAAACAUCUGGCAUUGUAGUAUGUGAUAAGUAAGGAUUAAAUCUUAUUUGGGAAUAGAUUUGGAAUUGAUUUCUAAUAUAUCACAAAUUUGAAACUAUAUGUAAGAAUGUAAGGUCAAAUUACAAGUAUGUGAUUCCUUUUCUACCCUUUGAAUAACUACCCAAAGAAAAGUCAAGGGUAACUAGUCUAUGAGCUUGGUUCUUUGAAAGUUUAUUUACGUGUUAAAAGUUUUAAAUGUUUUAGUACCAAGUGACAAAACUCUUCAACACUUUGUAUAUUCAUAAAAAUGUGUACUAUUCCAUAUAACUCAUUAUAGCACUUGAUAACACAACUGCUUUGGUUAGAUCAAUAAAUCAUAAGGGGGGAAUCUUAAUUUAUAAAAUCAUUCUAUUGGUAAUAAUAUCUGGCAAGUUUCAACAUAUGUUUUAGUUCCCAAUUCCAUUAAAUCAUGAGAAUUGUUUUGAUCAGACAAGAAAUUCAUACUUUUUUAUUACUAUUAUUAUUAUUCCAUUUAUAUGUUUACAUUUUUGAUUUUUUACUUGCCAUGCUUUCUGCUUUUAGUGAAUUUAGUACUAUACUUUUUGAAAUUUCUUAAAAAUCAUUCUCAUUUACAUGAGUGAAUUGUAAUUGUUUUUGUUGUUGUUUGAAAUCAAAAUAAUUAUCAUUAUUUUUUUAAAAAAUUUAUAAUUUUUCUGACUUGUGUGACGUACAAAAAUGAAAAUAUCUAACCUAAUUAAGUGCCUUAUGAUUAAGCCAAAUAAUUCUACAGGCUUUCCAUUCACAGUUAGUCUUAAAUAUGUAAAAACAUUAAAUACAAACUUUUCAUAUAAGCUAUGUUCAGAAGGAAACAAAUUUCAUUCAUGCACUGAAUAAGGAUAGUUUGCAAUUGAGAAAUGAUUAUUGUAAUAAGUGAGAUCUGUCUACUGCUUAAGAAACUGCAUAUUAUGUGAUUUCCACAAUUAAUUGGAAAGUAUUUAUUCAUUAGUUAGUUAUAGAUUAUAAUUCACACCAAAUGCUGUAAAAAUGGAUACUAGAGAUAACAAGUUAAUUGAGUUAUAAUUUUAUUGGAAAAAAACUAAAAAUUUAAAAAAUUAGCCAAUAAAGUGUAGUUUAUACUACAGUACACACCAGUUACAAACAAUAUAACUACUGUGGUAACAUAUUAUUGUACUUCUUUAAGGUGAAGCUAUAGAUAUGGUGGAAGGAGUGCAUUGUACCAGAGAUUUUGUAAAGAAGUUAAAUCUGUUGUGCAUAUCUUCAGCACCAUUGAUGUAAAUUUGUUGGUUGUAAUCUGAUAUAGAUGACUUUAGGCAUUAAAAUUCUGCUACUUUCUGAACUCUUCUCUUGCAUAGACCCCAUUCUAAAUGAUUCUAACAUUUUAAGAGAGUUUAGGGUGGUUCAUCACAGGUUCAAGUUUAAGAAUUUUUUUAGGCUACUGAAAUAUUAACACUUUCAAGUAGUAUUUCAUUUUUAACUUGUAUGAGAAAUCAAGUUUGUUGUGUAUUUGUGGUUAAGGAAAUGUUUAUAUUUUGAUUAUUUAUACUAUUCAUACUAUGCAUGUUAAUUCUAUGUCACAAUAUUCAUCUCUUUCAUUUAUGCUUUAGAUUUCAGUUUCAAUUUUAGCUGUUAUGAGAAAUUAUUUUCUUUGCAUAACUAUAUUUAAAUCAAAAAGAUUAUGGACAUUUUUUAAAAUUCAAGAUGGUUUUUCAUAAAAAGUUUCAAAAUAUUUCUGUAUUGAAAGAUUUGGGAUAAUUCUACAUCAAGAGAUUCAACAUGAAGCUGCAUUUAAACAAUCAUGAUGGUUCAACAUUGAAUGAUAUAGGUUAGAAUAGUUUCAAAUAUUUGGGGUAAAUAUAAUGUCACAUUGAAAGAGUUAUAGAACAAAAGAUGAAUUGUUGAUUUACAUUGAAAGAUUCAAUGGUAAUUUAUCAGAAAAGAUUAAUAAUAGUAUUAUUCUAAAAGGUUACAAACAGUUACACUGGAACAUUUGUGAUACAUGUAGUUCUAAAAAGAAUGAUUGAGGACUGUUAUACAAUAAAUAUUUCAAGUUAAUUCUAUACUAAACAUACAACAAAAAAUUGAGAUAGCUUCUCAGUGAGAGGCUCAGAAUCAGGGCCAGUGGUACCUUAACUAGUGCCUCAGGCAGAAAUUAAGGCUGCAACCUUACUCACACUGAAGCCUCCUGAGGAUUUGGCAGCCACCUAUGAUUCCUAUCCAUGAUAUUGGGGCUGUUCAGAAUGCUUCUUUAUGGAAGGAUGUAGGAGUCAAACUAAGUGAUACAGGAUGGAAUUCCAUCCUGAAAGAUUCAAGAAAGUUAUGAUAGUUUCAUACGGAAAGCUUGAGAUAGUUUUUACUUAAAUUUAGCUGUCAGAAAAGUGCCAUCAGCAUUGAAAAUGUAGUUAUAUUUGUGUUAACUCUCAUGUCUGACAUUUUGCAAGUCACAGAUAUUUCAUUGAUUAUUUUAUUAUAUUUUUGGUGCAUUUUAUUUUUCCUUUUUUUUUGUAUAUUCAGGAUAGUUCUACGCUGAUAUUUAGGCUUUGCAUAUAGUUCUUUAUGUUAAGAAGAGGUUUUUAUUAAAUUGAUGAUUCUAUAAGUAUAAAGGUAUUUAUUUAUUUAUUUAUUAGGGAUGCACGGGUAGUAAAAUGUGGCUGAAUACUGAGUCUGGGUACCUAGUCACCAAGCCUUGGGCAGGGCCAGGUGUUGACUGGGACCGGGUUCUCCUCUUACCCCCAAAAAAACAUACACAAAAAUUAGAAACAAAAACAAAAUUAACAUUAAUUACAUUUAACCAAAUAAUCACAAACACAACUUUCAAGUUUUACUUUUUUAACUUUCAGCCCAACUUCUCAUACCCUAGCCCCUAUUAUUCUCAAAACCCCCACCUUCCACAGAAAUGCACUUCACAAGCCAUGCCUGUUAUUAACUCCUAUUGUUCUCUGAAUCCUCUACUUUCAGCAGGUGGGCAGUUUUUGUUGCUCAGAACACGUUUUUUAUAACUGUCUGUACCACAUUAGUUGCCACAAAGAUUAGGGCUUAGAUACCUAACCUCAACACUCGGCCAGAACCAAGUAUUGCCGGAUAUCCCAAUACCCAGCCAGGGCUGAAUAUCUGGGUGGGUACCCAUGCAUCCCUAAUAUUUAUCAGAGUUGAUCAAAAACUCAAUAAAUAUUUGUCUAAUUUUUUGUGAUACAAUAUCUCUUAAUGUGUGAAGAUAUUCACAUGGAGUUCCAUCAUUUUAAGGUACAGUAUUUUAUGUAAAGAUUCUGAAGAAUUAUGAAUAUCAAUGAAAAUUUUUAAAUAUUUUUGUUAGCUGGCUUUGCAAUUGUAUAUAUCUUAAGAAUGUGAUCAGGUAUGGUAAAGCAUGUUUUAUGAACUACAAUAAGGAAAACAAUUUUUCAGAUAUACACAUAAAUUAUACAUGUUUCAUACAUUUAUUUAACAUCUUUAUUGCAGUUUUUGCAUUGUAUUGAUUGUAUUAUGCCAUAGUAACACAAAGAUGUGGAUUAUGUUUUAUAGUGAUAAGAAAAAAGUUCAAAAUGUGUGGUUAUAUCUAUAUUAUUUACUGUCAGUUGGCAAUUAUAAAUAAGGAACUUGAAAUAACUAAGAUGCAAAGAAAUCCAAUAACCUGAGCAGUUUCAGAAUCAGAAGGUUAUGAGGCUGUUUGGUUCCUUUACGGUAUGUAUAUUAAAUCUCUGUGGUGAUGUACAAUUUGACUUGAUUUGAAUAUAGUUGUUGGAAAUCUCACAUAGUCCAUCAUGUCUAUUGAAUUCCUAAGUAAAUGUUUUUGUUAGAUCCAUGAAGUACUUCAUAAGCAAUUAAAAGAAAUCAAUAAGUGAUGUUAAUAAGCUUAAAUAUGGAGGUAUACACCGUAUGGUGGUACUAUGGAAUAUGUUUCAUAUUUGAAUAAAAAAGUUUUUAAAUUUCGAAUUUGUUUCAUUAUAUUUAAACGGUCGAGCCAGGUAAUCACUUAAACACAAGAAAGAUGAAGGAUCCCACAAGCUUUUAUAAUUAACAGUUUUGAAAGGAAUGCUCAUUGUAAUGAGAAAAGAAAUAUUUGAAGAGGCUGAAAUAAACCAUUAAAUUUGAA